Molecule: messenger RNA, 2954 nt
Organism: Argiope bruennichi
Lineage: Eukaryota; Metazoa; Arthropoda; Arachnida; Araneae; Araneidae
Exons: 1
Coding region: 147-2600 (817 amino acids)
Biological process (GO): nucleobase-containing compound metabolic process
Molecular function (GO): 3'-5' exonuclease activity; nucleic acid binding
Source: RefSeq, a predicted model, not a curated record
UCAAGUAUCUGCGGUAACCUGUAUUGUUGAUGUUUUGAUUCUUUCGCGUUUUCAAUCCUAGUGCUUGGUGAUUCUGUUUCUUACAAUUCCAAUAAUUUCUAAUUGGAAUAAGUUAAAAAAAACAAACAAAAAAACUUAGUAUUGCUAUGGCUUUAGCUAAUAAGCUGUUAGAUUUACUAAAUUGUACUAUUCGCUUCCGUACUCCUGAAGGAGAAUAUGAAGGAGUACUUAAUAAAGUUCUACCCGCAGCUGAACUUAUCGUUGUUCGGAAAGUUAUUUUAUUACCCGAUCGUCGAAUGGGUAGCUUAAAUUUUGGAUUUUCCGAAUUGACAAAUAUUAGAGUUAUCAAUCGACCUGAUAGUCUGAAAGAAAGAAAUGCUGGGAAAAAAGACGUUUUACCAGUUUAUCCAAAAACAAAAAUGGAAAGAUUAUUUGAUUUAGACGGAAGCAGUGAUAUUGAAGAUGACGAAAGUCCUGACAGUUACCACACUGAAUAUGAAAUGAAGUUAGUGCCACAUUUAUCAAAAUUCAUUCCCCGAGAUUUCGAGAUUAUUGAUACCUUCAACAAGGAAUUUAAUUUGGCAAUCAAGCACAUAAAGAAACAAGCUGCAAUUGGUGUAUCUCUUGAAGGUAUUAAAAUAAGUCGAUCAGGUACACUUACUUGGCUUUGCAUUUCAACUCCAUACUGCAAUUUUUUGUUUGAUAUCUUGGCACUUGGAGAACAAGCAUUUCAAAAGGGUCUGAAAUCCAUUUUAGAAGAUGCUAAGAUACAGAAAAUAUUCCAUGAUUGUCGCUUGGCAUCUGAUUGCUUGUACCACAAAUACAAUGUUUGUCUUGUUAAUGUCUUUGACACACAAGUAGCAGAUUUCAUUGUGAUGAUGCAGAUGAUUGAAAAAGACAAAAUUGACAGUCGAGUGAAUACUCUGGAUGCAUGCUUGAGUUAUUAUUUGGAAGUUCCAACUAAUUAUCUGUACGGUCAUGCAAACUUUGAUGAGGAUAAAGAUAGUUUGAAUUUUCAUGCAUUGCGUCCUUUAAAACAUGAAAUCCAGGAUGUCUUGAUAAAGAAUGUGAUGUACCUUCAUUUGUUAAAAAGAGAACUAGAACUAGCUUUGCAGAUGCCACUGCGAAGAGCUACAGAUGUAUAUUUGAAUUCCAUACAAAAGCUGAAGGAUAAGGAACUUCAUAUUGUGCCUCAUAAACCUGAUGAAUUGCCAGCAGAAAUGCACUUGGAAGGUAUUCAGAUAUUUCGAUACCGAGAUUUUGAGUAUCUCAAUAAUUCUGUUGCAUCUGGACCUCCAUAUCGUACCAUAAAUAAUCCCAUGAUGACAUACUUGAAUUAUCGUACAGAAUACAAGAAUGGCCAGAAAAAGGAUAAGGAAUCGAUAGUGAAUAAGCAUGAAAAUCACAAUCGGCUUGCCAUUUCCUCGGAAAAAAAGUACAAAGCAAAUGUUAAUCUUUCAAAAGCAGAUGAAUCCACAUCUUGGUUCAAAUCACUUAGUGUUAAUUCUUCUGUGAAUUCAAAUGACAGCAACCAGGGUUGUUCUAUUGAUUCUGAGAAGAAUCAAAUAAUUAAUAAUUGCAAAGUAGGAACAAAUAAAAUUUUAAAAGAUUUGAAUGGUGGCAAUACUUUUGCAAGCAAUAAAAAUGUAGUAAAAUCUGAAGUAUCCCCUUAUAGUGAAUCUACUACUGUACAAAACCCAAUAAUGCGUGGUAUGUUGGAACUCAUUUCCAAAAAGUCUAGAGAAAAUCAAGAGACUAUGAAAGUUGCUCCUGAUGAAUUAAAUCAAAUGAGUAGAUAUAGUCUUCAAACUUCUUUAGAAAAUUUUGGAAUGGACAGCAAAUCAGCAGCAAGCGAUUCAAAUAAUAGUAAUGAAUUGUCACAUUUUAAAUCAGUUUAUAGUUCUGCUUGCAGUAAUGACGCAGUUGAAACAGAAACAUCACACAUUCAGCGACCUUCUACUGUAAGGAAAAAAUCCUCAAGCGAGUUAUUGGAACUCCUUUCUAAAAUGCAAUCUUUGAAUCAUCUGAAAGUGGCUGAUACUUCUUCGGAUGAAUUGACAAAUGAAAUGGGCAAUAUUAAAAAUGCUUCAAAUGCUAAACUUUUACAGAUUAAUAAUUCUGCUGUGAAGAAUGAAGAAAACUGUUCAGAUUCAGACUUGGAAGAGGUGGCAGCCAGAGUCAGAGCAAGGGGUAUUCUGUUUCAAAACUUAAAAACAGAAACUGCUACAAAUGAUUAUGCAUCUGUACCUGAUCUGUGCAGCAAAAAGUUUCAAGUUAAACCUAUUAAGGAAAUUUACAAACUUUCUAGAGGUGAUGUGGAAUGUACUUCAGAAAAUGUGAGAGUUCAUUACAGUGAUACAAUUGAUAAAUUAUCCGAAUUUGAUGUGAAAGUAAAUCAUAAGAAAAGCUGUCUGGCAGAUUUAUACAAGAAAGCCGGUGAUAUGAAUUUAUUGUGGACUGAAGAAGAUUCAGAAACUGUUCCAAGAUGCAACCAAUCAGACGAGUGUGUAAACAAUUUUCGAGCUGCAGUUCUUAGUGAUGAAUCCAGCGAUGUGGAGUUAUGCUCACGGCUUAUACCAGCUGGUAUGUUAGGCUAUUGAAUGAAGUUAUACAUUUUCUAUUGAAGGAUAACUUAGUGAAAAGACAUUUCAUUAUAGUGCUUUGUGAAACUUGCCAAGAUAUAUUGGCAUUCAUUAUUUUAUUCAUUUGCUGAUGGUUGUGUAUAAAAUAUUUACAUUAUGCUAGUUUACAUUGUGUAUAAAAUGAAACUAGUAAUUGUAUUUUAACAGAAUUUUUCUGUUUAUUGAGUGAUAGCUGUUAUGUUUAGAAAAAUUUUCUUUUUAAAUAAGCAAUGCAUAUUUUUGUUCGACAAUUCAACAAUAUUUUGUUUUUUAUAUAUUUACUAUAUAAUUUAUUUCUUGCAGUGCAUGUGUAAAUUAUGGUGUAUUUUAAUU